AUGUUCACACCCUUUGGAACCCUGGCCUCUAACCAGACUGCAGCAUGGCAUCCAGAGCCUCGCGAACGAGGCACGUUUAGCAUCUUGUCGUCCUGUGUAACGACUCUGGUGCUUUGUGUUUGGACAGCCGUGCAUCUCAACAUUCCGAAAACGGGCAAGGAACAUCUACAGAAGUAUCGUAAAGCCGGAUGGUUGGUUCUAGGCCUCCUCGCACCAGAACUCGUCGCUUGGAACGCUUGGGAACAAUACCGAAAAGCUUCGCGAAUCACACAGAGAGCCUAUCAAACUUAUCCAAGGACGCCGAUCUCGACAUGGUACCGACGUGCAUGGCAAUAUCUCACGCAGGCACUAAGCUUCCGCAUACCACUUGAUCCCGUCAUCGACCAGGAGAUGUCCUUGGAAUCGGCUUCAAGUCCUCCACUACGACGCCAUUGUUGGACACUCACUCACGGCUUCUAUGCCGCUAUGGGGGGCUUUGCAAUCCAAGCAGAGAAUCUCGGCCUUGGUCAUCCCGAAGAAAUGACGACUCUUAUAUUAGACGAAGCUGGCUUGCUAUACGUCCUGGACAAACUGCCUGAAGUCUUUCCCGAUCUUCCGGAAUCUGAGAUAUUGGACAAGAGCAAGGCUAGCACGCUUGCAAAAAGCAUCGUGUGCUUGCAAGCUCUAUGGUUCUGCAUUCAAUGUGUGGCUCGAAUGAUGCAAGGUGCCUCUAUCAGUCUCCUGGAACUAAAUGUACUGGGGCCAUUGCUUAUGUACCUUUGUUACCCUAGCCUUUUGGUUGUUACUGAUAGCCUACGUCAGCACGUCGCAUUAAUGAACCUUUUCGGUGGCCAAGAGGACGCUCCUCCACCGCCUCCGACCUGGCCCGACCUAAAGUUCCAUGGGCAACCAGGAGUGUCUAUUUCAGGUUGCCUGACGUCUUUCAACCAUCCUGAGCGAGAUUGUAACUCAAUUGCACAUCAUGACGAGUGCUUCUCUGGCAUCCAUUGCUCUGGAAAGAGCAAAGAAAUAGACAGUUUUGAUCUCUCUCUGAGUAUCAACAUAUACCAAUUCUGGAUCACGUAUAGCUGGUGCAUCUCAAAUCCUAAGAACUUGGCUAGACCGACACCUCUAGCCACACAGCAGUUUGUCUUUGACGUAACACCUGAGAUGGAGGAAAGACUAAAGCAGGCAGCGGAAACGGGGCCAGUGAGUAUCAAUGAGUACCACGGCGAGGUAUACUCCAUCGAUCGGAUUAGAAAUUGGUCUCUCUCGCCAAACAUCCUGUACAUGGCAGCAACCUUCCGAGAGGUUCCGAUCCUUCCCGUUCUCACGAUAGUAGAGUUACUAUACGGCGGUCUCCACCUACUCGCCUGGAACGCCCCAUUCAACACCAGCAUCGAGAGGAUCAUGUGGCAGAUCUCGGGCAUCGCGAUAGCAAUCGUUGGCCCUCUAUUUCCCGUACUCUAUCAAGCAUGGCACCAUGGACGUUUUCAUCCUUUCGAACUUUAUCACUCCGGAAGACCGCUCACAGCCCAUAGAAAGAAGCUGGAAGCGUUCAUCUUUGACUGCUACGCUCCUCUCUACCUUCUGGCGAGGCUUUAUCUGGUUGUCGAAUGCUUUGUUGACUUGCCAUAUCUCCCCGACUCGGCUUUCACGACUCCAAAUUUCACGCUAUACAUACCACACUUUGCCUAGGACGGCUCAUGUAUAGGCACGGAUGUGUGCUACGAUAGAU
Molecule: messenger RNA, 1717 nt
Organism: Aureobasidium pullulans EXF-150
Lineage: Eukaryota; Fungi; Ascomycota; Dothideomycetes; Dothideales; Saccotheciaceae
Exons: 4
Coding region: 1-1677 (558 amino acids)
Source: RefSeq, a predicted model, not a curated record